UCGCUGUGACGUCAUUACGCUCCCCUCUGAGAGGCUAUGGCGCUUCCUGACUGGAUUGUUACGUUGGUCGUCACAGCAUCUUUCUUCUCCUUAUGUUUAUGCGUUCGCUUCCGACGCACGGGGCAGAUACUUGGGAGGAAAUUGUUCAGCAUCAUCAUGGCUCGCACAGAAAAGCCCUUAUUCAGAAUCGCGUACACACUAUACACCAGGACCAGACUCGGCUACAUGUACUACAAGAGACAAAUGAGGAAAGCCAGGGAACGCUACCCUGCUGGACACUCCACAGUUCUGCCCAUGGAAUUCAGUGGUAUGAAGAUCAUUCCCAUCUCUGUACUCUCAGACAACUACAGCUAUCUAAUAAUUGACGCGACUUCCAGCGUUGCAGUGGUUGUAGACCCUGCAGACCCUCAGACUGUUCAGGCAGUCAUCCAGGAGGAAGGAGUGCAACUAGAAGCCAUACUCUGUACACAUAAGCAUUGGGAUCACAGCGGAGGAAACAAAUGGCUGAAAAGGCUUUAUAGCUCAUGUCGAAUUUAUGGAAAUGCAGCUGAUAACAUUCCUGGUCUGACACACCCUCUGUCACACAAGGACUCUGUAACAGUCGGCUGUUUGCACUUUAAGGCCUUGUUUACGCCAGGUCACACAGUGGGCCACAUGAUCUACCUUCUGGAUGGCCGGGCCAUGGGUGCGCCCUCUAGUCUUUUCUCUGGUGACCUGGUGUUCCUGUCAGGUUGCGGGAGGAUGUUUGAAGGCAGUGCCACCACUAUGCUGUCUUCUCUGGAUACAGUUGGCUCCUUAAACGAUGACACUCUUCUUUGGCCUGGUCAUGAGUAUGCAGAGGACAAUCUGCUGUUUGCUGCUGAGGUGGAGCCACACAAUGCUGUCAGGGAAAACAAAUAUCAGUGGGUGCUGCAGCAGCGAGGCCAGAAACUUUGCACGAGUCCCUCCACUAUCGGGGAAGAGAAGGCAUACAAUCCUUUCCUGCGCAGCCACUGUGUAGAGCUCCAUUUGGCGCUGGGUCUCCGGCAGCUGGAGGAGGAGGACUGGAAUCAGUUCCGGGCUCGGGUGCUGGAGGAGCUACGCAAACACAAAGACCAGUACAACAGGAGAUAAAAAACUGGGAAAUGCCAAGUGAAUCUUUUAACUGUAGACUGCUGUGGGUAUUUGCAAGGGUUAUGAUCCCAGACCCCGGUGAAUAACGAAAAACCCGCUACUGAACCUUAUAUUGUACAUUAGGUACUCACCACUAAUGAAUGAUCUCUCUUGAAAGGGGUGCUGCCGCUCUGCAUGCUGCUGGGAGCUAGCUGUUAUAGCUAGCUAUCGGAAAAGGCAUUUCGGGGCUCCAGACUAACUAAACACAGUGGCCCCUAACUUGAAAUUUUAGGAGCGGAAGCAGAAAAUCUAGGGCCAUACACAAGAUCGACUUGCAAAGUAAACGUUCCCAUCUUCACUGCGUUACUGAUAAAUACUAUUAACUCCAAUACUGUUUUUCUCACGGUAAUAAGGGACAUAAUGUGUCAACCAGUAUACUUUUCUGGUGGCACAUGCAUGAGCAGAUGAAUUAUAUGCUCGCAAUGUCUCAUAUUCUAGUCAUAGAAUGUGGCCAUGUAGUCGCAGUCUGGAGCCCUGGUUUUCUCCAAGAUGAGUCUACAUAAUCCACACUGCUUGCCUGUUAUCAUUAUGGUCACGUGUGUUACCUCACUAUCACAGGGCCGGAUUGUAGCGAAGUUAACUGUCAGAAGCUAGCCACACAGGCCACCACCAUCUUUUGAUAUGUUAUUAUGCUGUACAUUUGAUGCUUUAUUAUACCAUAUAUAUAAAUUAUUACUGACCGGGGAAUGAGGUGGGUUUCUGAAAAGCACAAAAUGGGGGUUUUCCCACAGAUCAUUUGGGG
Messenger RNA from Doryrhamphus excisus (bluestripe pipefish), 1894 nucleotides. RefSeq names its product PNKD metallo-beta-lactamase domain containing (gene pnkd). Gene Ontology annotation, molecular function: hydroxyacylglutathione hydrolase activity. Lineage: Eukaryota; Metazoa; Chordata; Actinopteri; Syngnathiformes; Syngnathidae. Gene Ontology annotation, cellular component: mitochondrion. The record is from RefSeq and is a predicted model, not a curated record.